AUAAACAAUAUUUUAUAAAUAUAUAGGACAUAUAGUGCAGUGCUACAUAUUAAAUUGUGGUUGUGAAGUGUGGCUUAAGAUAAUAGGCAGAUUCAAUCAGUUAUAUUUAUAAAGUGAGACUAGAGACAUUUGGCUCGUUUUGUGGAGGUUGUGUUCUCGGUUGUGGCGCCGGCGCUGUGGAGGGGUCGCAGCGUGAACGUAUGUGCGAUGCGAUGCGUGACAAACUGGCAUCACUGCUACGUAGCUCGGUCAGUGCGAAGGCAUAUACAGAAAAUACGGACAAGUUGCACAAUGGAACUAUUGGACCAGUAUUGCUCUUCUCAGAUCAAGGGAGUGCACGCGAAGGCGGAUUGGUGUGGCGCGGGUGUACCGCCGACUGCGACGCCGAAGACGGCGCGGCGGGAGCGCUCGCCGACGGCAACGCCAACCCAGGAGACAAGCUGGAGGGGUCGGACGCAGCUCCGGACGACCCUGUUCACCUCAAGAGACGGGUGGGACUCUUCAGUGGGGUGGCUCUAAUCGUUGGCACUAUGAUUGGUUCUGGAAUUUUCGUGUCGCCCUCUGGGCUUUUGGAGCGCACAGGCUCAGUUGGCAUAAGCUUCAUCAUUUGGAUGGCGUGUGGCCUACUCUCCCUGCUCGGAGCGCUCGCAUACGCGGAGCUAGGAACGAUGAAUACGUCGUCAGGUGCCGAGUACGCGUAUUUCAUGGACGCUUUCGGAGGACCUCCUGCAUUUCUAUUCUCAUGGGUUUCGACAUUAGUGCUCAAACCGUCUCAAAUGGCUAUCAUCUGCCUGAGUUUUGCUAAAUACGCUGUAGAGCCGUUCGUAUCUGAAUGUGAGCCACCAGAUGCUCUUGUCAAACUUGUGGCCGUCAUCUCUAUUGUAAUGAUUCUGGCGGUCAACUGCUAUAGUGUGAAUUUAGCGACCAAAGUUCAAAAUAUCUUCACUGCGGCAAAACUGGUAGCGAUUGCAAUAAUCGUUUGCGGUGGAGCGUACAAACUGAUGUUAGGUAAUACGCGACAUUUACAGGAGCCCAACUUCGCCAGUAGUACGGCGACUCUGGGCAACAUCGCCACGGCCUUCUACACGGGCCUGUGGGCCUACGACGGCUGGAAUAACCUUAACUAUGUCACUGAGGAAAUUAAAAAUCCAUCCAAGAACCUUCCUCUGAGCAUAAUAAUCGGCAUCCCGCUGGUGACGCUGUGUUAUGCGUUGGUCAACGUGUCGUAUUUGGCCGUAAUGUCGGUGAGUGAGAUGGCCGACAGUGAAGCUGUGGCCGUCACUUUCGGCAAUCGGCUGCUUGGUCCACUCGCCUGGCUAAUGCCGCUCGCCGUCACCAUAUCUACCUUCGGAUCAGCAAAUGGCACCCUGUUUGUUGCGGGCAGAUUGUGUUUUGCGGCAUCACGUGAGGGCCAUUUGCUCGAUAUACUAUCGUACGUCCACGUGCGACGUUUCACUCCAGCGCCGGGACUGAUAUUCCACUCUCUGAUCGCGGUCGCGAUGGUACUGUACGGGACGAUAGACUCGCUGAUCGACUUCUUCUCGUUCAGCGCGUGGAUAUUCUACGGCGGCGCCAUGCUCGCCCUGAUAGUCAUGCGCCGCACUAAGCCUCACGCACCCAGGCCUUAUAAGGUGCCGAUAUUAAUCCCGUACAUAGUGCUGAUAGUGUCCGCUUACCUCGUGGUCGCACCGAUCAUAGACAAGCCCCAAUGGGAGUACUUGUACGCAGGCGGGUUCAUACUGGGCGGCCUGCUGGUCUACUUACCGUUUGUCAAGUGGGGAUAUUCGCUGCCGUUUAUGGACAAAAUAACAGUGUUUCUGCAAAUGGUACUGGAAGUGGUUCCAACAUCAACAACCUUCGAAUACUAGCAGUCUGCGCUGGACUAUAAACAGCACUCGUUUUAAUUCUCAUAUAAUUUCUUAUAUCUUGUCAUUUUGUCGAGAUAACUUACGAAUUCGGCCUUUAUGACUUUAUGUCGAGAGUUGUGCUGUAUAUAAGAACAAUGAGCAAUUCAAUUUUCAAGGAAUUUACAAUUAUUUAUGAUAAGUUUGACCGUUUAAACGUAUUAUAAAGUUAAUUAUUUUUUGACUGAUAUAACAGGUUUCUUAUUGUACCCUAAAAUUUAAUAUCUACAAAAUAUAUUAUAUCAUCAAAAUUAUUAAUAACGUGAAUGUUAUCGCUGUUUUUGUAUUAUUUUUAUUUAAAAGAUUUUUUCAUAUAGCAAUAAUAUCUUUAAUCAAUUUUUACUUUUGUUUACGUGGUAAUUUGACUUCCUAUAUCUAUUAGUUCUCGUUUUUCUGUUGUAAGGCCAUUCGGCUUUUUUGUAGUUAAGACGUACAUUUUUCAUUUCAUUAGUUUGCACGAAUCAUUCCUAUAUGGGCAUUUGCAAUGAGAUUUCGCCAAGACGUUGUUACGAGUACAAAUAUUUAAAGAGGAACUGACGCGCUUAUAUUGAUUAGUGUUAAAAUUAUGUUCCAAAGAAAAGAAAUGUUUUAAAAGACAAAAGAUAAAAUAAUGUGAGCGGUUUUUGUAAUUGGUUUCUAAGAAAUUUAGUUUGUUAUAAAUUAUAUGAGAUAUUUACUAAUAUUAUUGUUUAAGCGUGCGUUGGUACUUAUUGUUUGGUGUCGUUUGGUAUAUCGAUAAUAAUAAUUACACGAUGAUGAUAAAUUCUACCUGGCUGCCAAAGAUAUAAUAAAAUAUGGUAAAAAAAAGAUUUAUUUUUCGCAUCGAUAAGAAAUUAUGUCCAACAUAAUUUAACACGUUUACAGUUGGUAAAGGAAAUGACGUUUAAAGUUUUUUGAAGGUGUGGCAAAUCUCGAGGCUCAAAGCCCUCUCGCGUCACUAUGAGUGAUUGUGCUAAACUCAUAGUCUACAGUUGUUCAUCUCAUUCGUAGAUAAUCUUAGUUCUAUUAGAGUAAUCAAAGUCGUCUUUACUUACAUUUAUUGUUAUCAUUUGCAAUAUUUUUACAAGGGAUAGGUAGCGAAAUUUAAUAUUUUUACAUAUUAAUAUUUUUAUCUGUUUUCGUAAGAAAUGUAUUAAAUUGAUAUUUCGAGAAAUAUAGGUAAGUAUAUGAAAAGAAAAAAAUUAAUUUUAGGACGCAUUUUUUAAAAGAGAAAUAUCAAAAAUAUGAUAAAGAACUUGCAGAUUUAUAUGUCAUAGUAAGUUUUACUUACAUUAAAUAAUUAAUUUACGCAAAAUUUAAUAAUAUUCUAAAUUUUUUUUUGAGAAUUUAAAAACUUAUUAACUUUAUAGAAUGAGUAUUAUAUAUAAAGCCAUCGUUACACUAUCCCACAUUAAAGACUAAAGCGUGGUUUUAAGCUGAUAUUUCCGCGUUUUCCAGCUGACAUUUUGCGACCGGUAAAAAUUGGUCUCAUCAUUCCUUACCGGGGCAAAAUAAGCUAUCGCCGUUAUUGUUUUUUUUAAAGUUAUAUUUAUAUUUUUGAUAUGUUGCAAUUCAAAGAAAUGGAUAAUUAUAAAUUUUUUUGUUAACACAAGUCGUCGUUUCUUCAGGGUGUCUGUUUUUUGUGACGGUGUACGCGCGCAUCGUAACAAAUUUACUCUCAUCAUUUUUCUCUAGCGCGCCAAAAGAAGUAUAACUUCAAAAAGUAGUGUUUAAGCCCAUUAGAUAGCGCAUGUUGCUUGAAAUCCCAUAAAUUGCCCCAUUGUAAACGAUCUAAUUGUGUAGAGUAUCUACAUAUAUCAAUUAUCUCCUAUUUAUUAUCUGUAACUUGUAAGAUGUCGGGCACACAAGUAAACAGCUAGGGAUGUGAUAUUGUUAUGGGUAAAACUGAUGGUUUUAUUUUUUGUGUACAGAUAAAAUAUCAAAUACCUAUACAUACAUAAAAUGACCUAUGUACUCUUAAUAAAGGACAGAUUUAUUUAUUGUUAUACACCACCAUUGAAUUAAAUGAAAUUUUAAAUAAAGACAAGGGUAAAUCGUA
Melitaea cinxia (Glanville fritillary) is the source of this 3942-nucleotide messenger RNA. Its product is annotated as b(0,+)-type amino acid transporter 1-like. Bases 201 to 1868 code for a protein of 555 amino acids. Gene Ontology annotation, molecular function: L-amino acid transmembrane transporter activity. The transcript is spliced from 13 exons. Lineage: Eukaryota; Metazoa; Arthropoda; Insecta; Lepidoptera; Nymphalidae. The record is from RefSeq and is a predicted model, not a curated record. Gene Ontology annotation, cellular component: membrane. Gene Ontology annotation, biological process: amino acid transmembrane transport.